This is a messenger RNA of Mycena citricolor, 748 nucleotides long. The record is from the annotation of a GenBank genome assembly. NCBI's taxonomy places the organism in Eukaryota, Fungi, Basidiomycota, Agaricomycetes, Agaricales, Mycenaceae.
GUGGAGUUUGAAGGCCUGCUGCAUACAUAUGCACACACACCCCGUGAUCGGAUACGGCGCAGGAGCGACGCGUUGGCGCGCGACGCAGAGGGUCUGACAGGCCAAUCGUCCUGGAGAAUGGGACAAUCAGCGCGGUGCUGAGGAGGUGGCCGCAGGACAUGUCGGCCCAGGGCGAUUCACACCACAGCGGUACAAGGCUCACGCGCUGUCGGUGGCCUUGCAGCGGCAUCUGAACUCGAGCCCGAUCACGCUGUUCCACAAGGUGCUCUCGCUGGAGCCGGUGUGGCUGAGGAAGUGGAGCGAAGUACUAGGUGCGAUCAGGCUUGGUGUACACAAAGUAACGCUCAUCAAAGAGCCGUGGGGUGGGUCCAUGUGUUGGAGCCAUGCUGCUACAAUUCUGCAAGAGUUUACGCGUAGGACAAGCAUUGAAUGACUUGAAUCACCCUGAGUGCGAUUCUGCAAGCGGUCCUCUCCCUCUCGAACUUGUGACGAUGGGCGAUGAUGAGCUCUCUGGCACGUCGACGAUGACAGCUGUGCCCCGGAACCCGAUGAGCUUGGGAUGAGGUGUCGACUUUCAAUCCGCUUUUGCUCGACUUCCCAUUGUCAUACCCUAGCUCCAGAGUGUGCGGAGCAUCCGGCGACCCCCCACAUGAGCGCUGCAUCUUGAUGCAUUGCGUAACGGGCCCCCGCACAACUUCUUCGAGCCAUCCCGGGCUGAAACAACGAGCUGUCGAUGGGCAACAGGAAG